CUCCACCACACAAAUCACAUCAAUAUAUAAAGCUUUGAAAGGUAAAAUGCUAGACAAAUAUACAUUCUUCUGUCCUAUAAGAAGGGGGUACUGCAAUUACCUUAAUGGUUUGGAAUCAUUUUGGCUUUUCAGUUUCUUUCCCCUCCUCUGUUUAGCCAAUUAUGUUGCUAAGAAGCUCAUCAACUCCAGUUCUUGGAUCUCUCCUCCCAUCCUUCUCUGACAGUCCCAAUAACAGUAAUCACACUUACUAUCAUGACACCAACUCCGCCAAGCACCAUCCAAGAACCACCAUUCCAUUCUACCAAACAGGGCCUCUCAAUCUAUCAUCUUCAUUUUCAUGCAGUUCCUCUCCUAUCUCUCCCUCCAUUGCCGGCAAAGGGAUUCGUCGUGCUCAGUCUGAAGGGAACUUGGAAGGAUUGGCUUUUGGUUCCUGCAGCAAUACUGAAGACUCUCAUGAUUCUAGACAAUUAGCACCCAAGAAGUUCACUGGGAGACCCCCCAAGAGCUUCACGUUGCAAACUAUACCAUCUUUCUCCUUUUAUGGCUCAAGAGGUUUGUUGGAAGAUGAAGAAGAAUUUGACUUCUCUGAUGAUGAUUAUGAUGACGAGAGAGAAGACCAGGAGAAGAUUAAUCACGAGAUCAGUAACAGGCAGAUCAUGGUUUCGACAGAGGAGAGAGUUAUGGAUAGGAGUUGGGAUGCUGGUGUUGAACAAGAAAGAGGGGUGGUUAGUAGUCAUCAAGAGGUGUCUCUUGCAAUUGGACUUGGACUUGGUGGUGGCGGAGGCGGUGGCGGUGGCAACAGUGGCCGUGGUGGAGAGUUCAAUUCAGGAGGUGGGGAUGGAAGAGACAAGGAUAGUUCUGAGGAGUACUACAGGAGGAUGGUGGAGGAGAAUCCUGGCAACCCUUUAUUCUUGAGGAAUUAUGCACAGUUCUUGUAUCAGAGCACAGAAGACCUACCGGGAGCAGAGGAGUAUUACUCGCGUGCCAUACUAGCAGACCCCAGCGAUGGUGAGAUCAUGUCACAGUAUGCUCAGUUAUUGUGGGAGCUACAUCAUGAUCAAGAUAGAGCUCUAAGCUACUUUGAGCGAGCAGUUCAAGCUUCUCCUGAAGAUAGUCAUGUUCAUGCAGCAUAUGCUAAUUUCCUUUGGGAAAUGGAGGAAGAUGAGGAUGGAUGUGAUGUACCAGUAGACUUCGAUGCCACAAGACCCUAUUCCCAUGCAGGUGCCAUGACUACAGCCAAUGCUUAACCGCUCGUGAGAACCCAAGACGAGACCUAUGGUAGAUCAAAGAAUUUUAUGUAAGGAUCCAAAUCCCUUCCUUACAUAGUGUGUGAAAUUUAGAUAAUAACUGUAAAUGCCAGAACAGAUGCUUUAGAAUGUUCAGAAACAGACCCUUGACUUGUAAGUUGUAACUGGGUCUCUCUUCGUGGAAAGUGCAAAUUUCAGCGAACAAAGGCAACAGAACAUCGAGUUAGACAUACAAGAGUAAAGUAACAUUGUAAAACAUAUUUGUUUUAGAGAUCUUCAUUGGAAUCUGAACAAAAAUGUAAUGAAAUGUAAUCGAUGUCUUCAACUUUUACUCGUUCA
Molecule: messenger RNA, 1586 nt
Organism: Tripterygium wilfordii
Lineage: Eukaryota; Viridiplantae; Streptophyta; Magnoliopsida; Celastrales; Celastraceae
Exons: 3
Coding region: 162-1247 (361 amino acids)
Biological process (GO): RNA processing
Molecular function (GO): protein binding
Source: RefSeq, a predicted model, not a curated record